Molecule: messenger RNA, 645 nt
Organism: Clarias gariepinus (North African catfish)
Lineage: Eukaryota; Metazoa; Chordata; Actinopteri; Siluriformes; Clariidae
Gene: trappc2
Product: trafficking protein particle complex subunit 2
Exons: 4
Coding region: 198-620 (140 amino acids)
Biological process (GO): endoplasmic reticulum to Golgi vesicle-mediated transport
Cellular component (GO): TRAPP complex; nucleus; cytoplasm
Source: RefSeq, a predicted model, not a curated record
UGUAUUAGUGUGUGUGGAGUGUAUUAGUGUGUGUUAGUGUGUGUUAGUGUGUGUGGUGUGUGUUAGUGUGUGUGGAGUGUAUUAGUGUGUGUGGAGUGUAUUAGUGUGUGUGGAGUGUAUUAGUGUGUGUGUGGAGUGUAUUAGUGUGUGUGUGUGGAGUGUAUUAGUGUGUGAGAGUGUGUGUGUGUGAGAGAGAGAUGUCAGGGAGUUUCUACUUUGUGAUGGUGGGUCAUCAUGACAACCCUGUGUUUGAGUUGGAGUUUCUGCCUCCUGGAAAACCAGAGUCUAAGGACGAUCAUCGACACCUGAACCAGUUCAUCGCUCACGCUGCGCUCGACCUGGUCGAUGAGAACAUGUGGCUGUCCAACAACAUGUACCUGAAAACUGUGGACAAGUUCAACGAGUGGUUCGUCUCGGCCUUCGUCACCGCCGGUCAUAUGAGGUUCAUCAUGCUUCAUGACGUCAAGCAAGAAGACGGGAUCAAAAACUUCUUUAACGAUGUUUAUGAUUUAUACAUCAAGUUCGCGAUGAACCCCUUCUAUGAAGUGAACACUCCGAUCCGCUCCACAGCCUUCGAGCGCAAAGUGCAGUUUCUGGGGAAGAAGCAUCUCCUGAGCUGAUCCUCCCACACACCACACCACACAC